UUCACAAUUUGGCUUAAAGCUAUCUAAUUCAUCAAUAAAGUUUCCCUGAAAUUGUUUGUAGUUUCUCUGAUUUAUAUGAACAGUAACAUCUGUACAUGCACAACAAUGACCAGGUGUGUUUGUGCUCUUUCUUAUGAAACAGAGGGUAUGAUGUAUCCUUUUCAACGUGUUGUUGUUUAGUGCACUGAAGUACUGGAAUAUACAGUAUAGCACAGUGCUGAGUCAUUUAACCUAAUUUCCUCUGCAAGACUGCAAGCUAGAGUUACUCAUGUGAAAGUGACACCUGCAGUCUUGAUCAUGUGAUCGUGUGUGACACAGGUCUCAGAGGAAUCCACGGUUACAGGUUCGCCAGCAGCUUCUUCAAUAAAAGGAAACCUUCAUCAAAGCUAUUGGCAGUAAACAAUAAUUCAGUUUCAGGAAGAUCUUCAUUUUUCCACUAUGCCUUGGGAAAACUGUUUGUCUUAACAUCUUAUCAUGACUGUUAAACAUUUUUUACUGGAUUAUGACAAGCUGAAUGAACGAGGCACCUAUUCUCCUGGAGAUGUCCUGUGUGGAAAUGUGACGGUGGUGACCAGCAAGGAGAUAAAAGUGCAGUGUUUUGUGGUCAAGGCAGAAGGGAAAGCAAAGGUAACUUGGUAUGAGCAGGAAGGCCAAACCACAGUGGUGCACUGCAGCAAAAGAAAAUACUUCUAUUUUGAACACGUCAUUCUUCAGGAUAAAAACAAAGGAGAUGGUUCAGAAAUCGUGGGCCCAGGGAAAAAUGUGUAUCCAUUCAGCUUUGUGAUUCCAAAUACAGGCAUGCCUUCAUCAUAUAAAGGGAAAUGGGGUGAGAUCACAUACAGUUUGCGAGCACGGCUGACUCAGUCAAUCUGGCUCGUACACAAAACCAAGGCCGCGUUCCCUUUUCUGACCAACUCGGACUUUCCCUUUGCUUCAAAAUCAGAAAUGAUCAUCAUUGGACUUAAGGAACAACAAUGUGCCACCAGAAUUUCAUUUCAAGGCUCUGGAAAAGUGACUAUGACCGUUAGCGCGGAAAAAAUGGGCUUAAAACAAGGUGAAGCGAUGGGAGUUGUUGUGGAAGUACUGAAUGAAUCCGCAUGCUCAGUGACUCCCAAAUUCUACCUGUGUGAGAAGCAGACCUUUGUUGCUGAGACGAAGAGGAGGAAAGUACACACAAAUGACGUCUUGUUUGGGACAGGAGAGGCUGUUCCAGCUCGGAGCUGCCGCACCAUCUCUAAAGUCCUACGUAUCCCUGCACAGCUCCAGCCCACCUUCUUCAACUGCUGCAUGAUGAAGCUGGAGUACAGAAUCAAGGUAACGCUUGAUGUUCCUCUCAUAAGAGAACCUGAAGUCAAACUCCCUCUGGUCGUCCUGCAGAGCUUGGCUGUAUCAACCACAACCCAAAGAGAUCCAUCUGCUUUCCAAAGCUUCCUGGUUACAAUGAUAUUAUAAAGUUAAAGAAAAAAACAAGUUGUAUGCACAAUAGUGUUUGAGUCUGUGUUGAAGGAUUCAAGGUGAUAACACAAGGGACUAUGGUAAACUGUACGUCUGUUUAUCGAAGCACAAUCUAAAUGAAAAGGAUCUUUUCUGGAGGUUUAGAAACCUCAUGUGCUUCUUCGUUUAUCACCGGCACGUGUAUCUAAUAAACUGGCCGGGGAGUGUCGAUACUGUCCACACACUUCCACUAGAUGGAGAUGUCAGAACAGAACAACGAUUUGAAGGCGCUAACUCUGUGUCCUUGAAUCUUGGUUUGGGCUCUGUAAUUAACAACUAUUGAAAACUAAGAACACAAAAACAAUUAACAUCAUUUUCUACUUAUUUUGUUCAAGAAAAACUAUCUUUGUAUUGAAUGUCACAGAAAGGAUGUCUUUGCAAGCUGAUGUCAAGGAAGAGACGAGAAAAUAGUCUGAUGUAGAUAUAUCAGGCUGUUAUUUGAUACAAUGUAACAAACAAGAAAACAUAAUAAGGUAAUUUCAAGACGGAAGCAAAUUAAUCUAAGUAAGGUAAAUGUUUUGGAACUGCUUGUAAACACUAUGAUGGCUAGCCAAUACACUUCACCUACUUCUCAAAUGCUCUUAUCAUGUUACCUGGCAACAGGGAUGCUGCAGGUAAUCACUGUGCCCAAGUAGUAGUACUUGGCCAAAAUAUAGUUAUUUAUAUGUAUCAAUUUAUAAGAUGGCUGCUUCUAAUUGUAUGUGGUCAUUUCUACACAAGGUAAAUGUACAAAUCAGGUGCAGGAAGUUUGUCAGACGGUGUUGUUGCUGCACAACUAAGCAAAAGAAAUAUGCCCUUUUAUCCAACUCUGAUUGAAGGCAAAGAAACAAACUCCCUAAAUAUUGUGUAUUCCAUCCAAAUAUCAGAAGUACUCAUUAUUUUAGAAAAAAAGGCACUUUGACAUAUUUUUAUCUUUUAAAGUGAUCAUGCAAAUGAAUCUGCACACAACAGAUCCAAAUGAUCAUAGUUGUUACAGAUACAAACAUUCACAGCAUUUAUGUCUUAACACAUCAAUAAGCAACAACUCUGAAUAAAGACAGCAACGUUGAAGAAUAUAUGUAGACAGUAAAUAGGAAAAUUGAACAGUGUAUGUGUAUUUAUGUUCUGUUCUGGUGGUUGGAAAUGGAGAGGAUAGUUAUGUACAAUACAUACAUCUAUAGUUAAGGUUAAAUAAAUUGUUAUGGACUCAUGCUGACAGAUUCUGUGUAAACUUUACUGUUGAAGGCUGAGAAAGACCUGAUUAUUUCCACUACUAAUGUCAUUUAUCAGACGCUUUUAUCCAAAGAGACUCACAUCUGAGAACACAAGCAAGAAAUCACAGCAUGGACUG
Molecule: messenger RNA, 2824 nt
Organism: Cololabis saira (Pacific saury)
Lineage: Eukaryota; Metazoa; Chordata; Actinopteri; Beloniformes; Belonidae
Product: arrestin domain-containing protein 3-like
Exons: 6
Coding region: 475-1452 (325 amino acids)
Biological process (GO): protein transport
Cellular component (GO): plasma membrane; cytoplasm
Source: RefSeq, a predicted model, not a curated record